Schistosoma turkestanicum is the source of this 722-nucleotide messenger RNA. The record is from the annotation of a GenBank genome assembly. NCBI's taxonomy places the organism in Eukaryota, Metazoa, Platyhelminthes, Trematoda, Strigeidida, Schistosomatidae.
GUACAAUGCAAUCUCACCCAUUGUUUGAUGGAGCAUUUCAAUGCUUAUUACCAACAAAUGUAAUUGAUGCCAGUGAUCUACGUCAAAUUCCUGAUAAUCAAGAAGUAUUUGUUCAUCCAUCAACUUCUCAAAGUAUCACUAUAGAUAUUUUAGAAUAUGUGGAUGCUAAUAAUCAUGAAGAUGCAGCAAGGAUACACUUUGAUGAAAUCAGUGAAUCUAACGAAGCUACAGAUCCAAGCAUCUCUUCCAUAAGGAUUGUAUCAUUGCAGAAUCCAGAUCCUUACUGCUCCUCCGUCGUUUUAUUGUCUGGACGGCAAAAAGUGACUAAAUUUAAUCAAUCCAAUGAAGAUGUUGUAUUCAUUCAUAUGGCUUUGUAUAGAUAUACAGAAUUUCAAGCAGAUGUAUUAGUUCUUGUUAAUAAUCCUGAUGGUGAAGAUGGUAAUAAUAUUCAUUCACCUUCAUCAGAUCACAGUCAAGUUUGCUCACGGUAUCAAUAUAAUAAUAAUAAUAAUAAAUGUUCAGAAGAUUUGACAUGGUCACGAGAUAAAAUAAACACAAUACUACUUUCUUUACGUUUAAUGAAUUCAAAUAUCUUUGUAUCUUAACAGGUAGUAGUUUUGAAUAUAAAAUAUCUGAACACUGAGUUUUCUAUUAAUAAGCAUAUAUUUUUUAAAUAAACAUUCUAUUCUUAAUCUAGUUCCGCAUUAUACUGCUUAUGAUGC